CCGGGAGCGGCUCCGUGCCCCAGGAGCGCUUCCGGCCGGCGCGAUCACGUGACGGGCCGGGGUCACAUGACGGCGGGAGCUGGAGCCGGGGAGCGGGAGCGGAGCGGCUGCCGCUGGGGGUGAUGCCAUGGCCGCUGCCAGCUCCAGCAGGGCCAGGGCCGGGCCGCCCUGCGAGAAGUCCCCGCUGUCCGUGAAAGUUGUGUCUGUGAAGCCCAAGGCCCAAAGCCGCCCAGCACGGAUGAACUGCUACGUGGAGGUGGCCGGCGACGGGCUGCCCAGUGAGACCAAGAAGACGGGGAAGCAGAUGGGGGUCUCGGAGCUGCUGUGGAACGAGAUCCUCACCCUGAAUGUCACGGCUCAGAGCCACUUGGAGCUGAAGGUGUGGAUCUGCCACACGCUGAGGAACGAGCUGCUGGGCGCCGCCUCCGUCAGCCUCGGCAGCCUGCUCAAGGGCGGUGGCAAACUGGAGAACAGGCAGCUGACCCUGGACCUGCAGACGGAGAACAAAGGCAGCAUUGUGUCGGGCGGAGAGCUGACGGUUUUCCUGGACGGGCCGGCUGUUGCUCUGGGCAGCGUUCCCGACGGCAGUGCCGGCUCCGAGGGGUCUCAGGUACCUGGACGGGACCCCAGCAGCGCAGCUGUGGCCACGGAGGGCCGGCACCAACCUCCCAGCACCAACUGCUUUGGCAGCAGACCGAGGACGCACCGACAUGCGGCCGGAGCAGCCCGGGGAAACACGGGCAGUGGAGAGCAAAGUCCCAGUGCCAGGAGCCGGCACCGGCAGCAGGCCAAGAGCUCACAGCACACCAGCACGGCCACCAGCACGGCCAAUGGCACGGCCACCAGCAUGGCCAACGGCGUGGCCAACGGCACGGCCACCAGCACGGCCACCAGCAUGGCCAAUGGCACAGUGAACGGGGACGCCGUGGCUGCCGUGGACAUGGAUGAGGACAGGCCGGCAGCAGGGGCCAGCGUUCCCACCCCGGCAGCGUCCGGCACGGCCGAGGGCUCCUCUGCUCCUGCCCCUCCUGCCCUGAGCGGCUCCAGGGAGGCAGAGGAGGCAGCCUCAGGCUCCAGUGCCCCCCCGGCCCGGGCAGCCGUGCUCGCCCUGGAUGCUCUGCCCCCUGGGUGGGAGCAGCGGGAGCUGCCGAACGGUAGAGUCUACUAUGUAGACCACAACAACAAGACCACGACGUGGGAGAGACCCCUCCCUCCAGGGUGGGAGAAACGCGUGGACCCUCGAGGCAGGUACUACUACGUGGACCACAACACCCGGACCACCACGUGGCAGCGCCCCACGGCCGAGUACGUCAGGAACUACGAGCAGUGGCAGUCGCAGCGCAACCAGCUGCAAGGGGCCAUGCAGCACUUCAGCCAGAGGUUCCUGUACCAGUCCUCCGGAGCCCCGUCCGACAAUGAUCCUCUGGGGCCCCUUCCUCCCGGCUGGGAGAAGAGACAGGACAAUGGGCGAGUGUAUUACGUGAACCACAACACCAGGACCACGCAGUGGGAAGACCCUCGCACGCAGGGGAUGAUCCAGGAGCCGCCGCUGCCGCCGGGCUGGGAGAUGAAGUACACGAACGAGAGCGUGCGGUACUUCGUGGACCACAACACCCGCACCACCACCUUCAAGGACCCGCGCCCGGGCUUCGAGUCUGGGAGCAAGCACGGCGGCUCCCCGGGCGCGUACGACCGGAGCUUUCGCUGGAAGUACCACCAGUUCCGCUUCCUCUGCCACUCAAACGCGCUGCCCAGCCACGUGAAGAUCAGCGUGUCUCGGCAGACGCUCUUCGAGGACUCCUUCCAGCAGAUCAUGAACAUGAAGCCGUACGACCUGCGGCGCCGGCUGUACAUCAUCAUGCGCGGGGAGGAGGGCCUGGACUACGGUGGCAUCGCCAGGGAGUGGUUCUUCCUCCUGUCCCACGAGGUGCUCAACCCCAUGUACUGCCUCUUCGAGUACGCAGGCAAGAACAACUACUGCCUGCAGAUCAACCCUGCCUCCUCCAUCAACCCUGACCACCUCACCUACUUCCGCUUCAUCGGCCGCUUCAUCGCCAUGGCUCUGUACCACGGGAAGUUCAUCGAUACCGGCUUCACGCUGCCCUUCUACAAACGGAUGCUGAACAAGCGCCCGACGCUGAAGGACCUGGAGUCCAUCGACCCCGAGUUCUACAACUCCAUCGUCUGGACCAAGGAGAACAGCCUGGAGGAGUGUGGCCUGGAGCUGUACUUCAUCCAGGACAUGGAGAUCCUGGGCAAGGUGACCACCCACGAGCUGAAGGAGGGUGGUGAGAGCAUCCGUGUGACGGAGGAGAACAAGGAGGAGUACAUCAUGCUGCUGACGGACUGGAGGUUCACACGGGGCGUGGAGGAGCAGACCAAGGCGUUCCUGGACGGCUUCAACGAGGUGGUGCCGCUUGAGUGGCUGCGCUACUUCGACGAGAAGGAGCUGGAGCUGAUGCUGUGCGGGAUGCAGGAGAUUGACAUGAACGACUGGCAGAAAAAUACCAUCUACAGGCACUACACCAAGAACAGCAAACAAAUCCAGUGGUUCUGGCAGGUGGUUAAGGAGAUGGACAACGAGAAGAGGAUCCGGCUGCUGCAGUUCGUGACGGGGACCUGCCGACUGCCCGUCGGGGGCUUUGCUGAGCUCAUCGGCAGCAACGGGCCCCAGAAAUUCUGCAUUGAUAAAGUUGGCAAAGAGACGUGGCUGCCACGGAGCCACACGUGCUUCAACCGCCUGGAUCUCCCUCCCUACAAGAGCUAUGAACAGCUGAAGGAGAAGCUGCUUUACGCCAUCGAGGAGACGGAAGGGUUUGGGCAGGAGUGAUGGAGCUGUGGGGCGUUCCCGGAGCGCUGCCGGCCGGUGCCCAGGGCCCAGCCCUCCCUGGGAUGUGCACAGGCCCCUAUGGACGCUGUGGCUUCUGCUCCUGGGCGAGCUCUGCACUGACAUGGCCCUGGGGGAACAGGGCUGUGUUUCCCUCCCUAAGGAAAUCUGAGGUGUGAUGGAGAGGACACAAGGGCUUGGCUUGCGAGGGCUGGCACAGAGGGGCUGGGGGGCAACACAGGGGGCACCAGGGCUUCCCAGCCCCCUCCACAGACACAGUUAUGUGUUUGGUAGAUGCUCUUCUUCCUCCUUGUGUUUUCUGCCUUUCAUGGCAUUUUGGUAGUGGCAGGUGAGGGGGAAAAUGGCUCUCAGAUUGACUUCUGGGCCCCAUCCUGCAUCCAGCAUUCAGUAACAGUGACAGGGACCCCCAGGACGAUGCUUCUGAGGGGCUCUUGUGCACCAUCUGAGCACCAGGCCAGAUCUGCAGCCACUGGAGCUAGAGCCUGCCUGAGUGUGUCCCUGGCAUGUCCCGAUGUGCAGCCCGUGGCCCCUGGGCAGUUGUAUUUAAAUGAUGUGGUUUCUGCUUGGAGCUGGUGCUCCACAGCAGCCCCGGGGCUCCGGGCACUGCCGGGGCCCUGCCGGCCUUCGCUUGGAUCCUCGGUUCUGCCCACACUCCUGUUCCCUCUGCAGUGAGGAGGGUAGGAUCACCUGGCUGUCACUUCUGUCCCUCCCCGUGUGUGUGGGCGACAGACCCGGCCUGUCUGUGUCCGUGUGUCCGGGGGCCUGUGGAGACGGGACCCUGCAACGGCUCCGGGCCGGGAACCGGCCGGUUCCGCAUGGCCCCGCCUGCCCCGCGCGGCUUCGUGUGCAAUAAACGACAAAGCAGCUGC
Messenger RNA from Haemorhous mexicanus (house finch), 3717 nucleotides. RefSeq names its product WW domain containing E3 ubiquitin protein ligase 2 (gene WWP2). The record is from RefSeq and is a predicted model, not a curated record. NCBI's taxonomy places the organism in Eukaryota, Metazoa, Chordata, Aves, Passeriformes, Fringillidae. The transcript has 24 exons. Gene Ontology annotation, biological process: negative regulation of transcription by RNA polymerase II; protein K63-linked ubiquitination; regulation of monoatomic ion transmembrane transport. The coding region runs from base 128 to 2830 and encodes 900 amino acids. Gene Ontology annotation, molecular function: protein binding; ubiquitin protein ligase activity.